UCCUCUCAAUCACGCAUGUUGUGCGCCUCUCAACAUUGUACAUUUAAAAAAUCUGUUCACAACUUCUUCCCCAGCAAUAAAACCACUCUCUUUGAGUGUUCAAAUAUCUAAGUUCCUGUUGCAAUGUGUAUAUAAACCCUAUCCAACCCCAACAUUUCUUCUCAUUCAAUAACCAGCCCAAGCCAAGAUUCAAACAAACAUGGGAAGUUUAGACGGCCUAGAUUGUGUCCCUAAGAGGGCCACCCCAGGGAAGACUACAAUCAUGGCCCUUGGUAAGGCAUUCCCUCACCAGCUAGUGAUGCAGCAGUUUCUUGUAGAUGGCUACUUCAAGAACACUAAGUGCAAUGACCCCGAUCUCAAGCAAAAGCUUACGCGCCUCUGCAAGACUACAACAGUUAAAACAAGGUAUGUAGUAAUGUCAGAAGAGAUUCUGAAGAAAUAUCCAGAACUAGCAGUUGAAGGGCUCCCUACUAUAACGCAGCGGCUCGACAUAUCAAACAAGGCAGUCACACAGAUGGCCGUCGAAGCCUCACAAGCUUGCAUCAAGAGCUGGGGAAGGCCUGUAUCUGACAUAACCCACUUAGUCUACAUAUCUUCAAGUGAAGCCAGGCUGCCAGGAGGCGACCUCUACCUCGCUCGAGGACUGGGGCUCAGCCCUGAGGUUAGCCGUGUCAUGCUCUAUUUCAUGGGCUGCUCGGGAGGCGUUGCAGGGCUUCGUGUCGCCAAGGAUAUUGCUGAAAACAACCCUGGUAGCCGGGUAUUACUAGCGACAUCAGAGACCACCAUCGUCGGAUUCAAGCCUCCCAGUGCCAGCCGCCCAUAUGACCUUGUUGGUGCCGCGCUCUUUGGAGAUGGUGCUGGAGCCAUGAUCCUUGGCACAGAUGCUAUCUUAGGCGUCGAGACGCCAUUCUUCGAGCUGCAUUCAGCAAUCCAGCAAUUCUUACCAGACACUGAGAAGACCAUUGAUGGGAGGCUCACUGAAGAAGGUAUCAACUUCAAGUUGGGGAGGGACCUUCCACAGAUAAUUGAAGAUAAUAUAGAGGGAUUCUGUAACAAGUUGAUGAAGGAAAUUGGGUAUGGUGGGGCUGAUUAUAAUAAGCUGUUUUGGGCCGUCCAUCCAGGUGGGCCGGCGAUCUUGAACAGAUUGGAGAAGAGGCUUGAUCUGUUGCCAGAGAAGCUAAAUGGAAGUAGGAGGGCUCUCAUGGACUAUGGGAAUGCUAGUAGCAAUACCAUAGUGUAUGUGAUGGAGUACAUGAUGGAGGAGAGCUUUAAGAUGAAGGAGAGAGGGGAGAAGGAUUCUGACUGGGGUCUGAUUCUUGCUUUUGGGCCUGGGAUUACCUUUGAGGGGAUUCUUGCAAGGAACCUUCUCUGAGAAUUCCUCCCCUUGGCUUUCAUUGCUACCUAAAAUAUUCACUCAUCCAUGCCGUAGAUGGCAAUAAUACAUCCACAUAAUUGUAUGUUUCUUUGCAAUG
Molecule: messenger RNA, 1472 nt
Organism: Magnolia sinica
Lineage: Eukaryota; Viridiplantae; Streptophyta; Magnoliopsida; Magnoliales; Magnoliaceae
Product: type III polyketide synthase B
Exons: 2
Coding region: 200-1372 (390 amino acids)
Biological process (GO): polyketide biosynthetic process
Molecular function (GO): acyltransferase activity, transferring groups other than amino-acyl groups
Source: RefSeq, a predicted model, not a curated record